Carcharodon carcharias (great white shark) is the source of this 1221-nucleotide messenger RNA. RefSeq names its product insulin gene enhancer protein ISL-1-like. The transcript is spliced from 6 exons. Gene Ontology annotation, cellular component: nucleus. The record is from RefSeq and is a predicted model, not a curated record. Lineage: Eukaryota; Metazoa; Chordata; Chondrichthyes; Lamniformes; Lamnidae. Bases 1 to 1221 code for a protein of 406 amino acids. Gene Ontology annotation, molecular function: cis-regulatory region sequence-specific DNA binding; DNA-binding transcription factor activity, RNA polymerase II-specific. Gene Ontology annotation, biological process: neuron fate specification; positive regulation of transcription by RNA polymerase II; axonogenesis.
AUGGGGGACCUGGGAAACCCUUCUAAAAGGCAAGGCUCAGCAUCUGUAUGUUUUGGCUGCAAUAAGCAUAUCACAGAUCCCUAUAUUCUGAGAGUCUAUCCAGAUUUGAAGUGGCAUGCAACCUGCCUCAAGUGUGUUGAGUGCAACCAGUAUCUUGAUGAGAGCUGCACCUGCUUCCUGAGAGAGGGAAAGACCUACUGCAAGACUGACUAUUUCAAAAAAUUUUCGGUGAGAUGUGCUCAAUGUCAAGUUGGAUUGGUAUCUUCUGACCUGGUUCUCAGAGCUGGAGGCCUCACCUAUCACCAACAAUGCUUCCGCUGUGUAGCCUGCAAUCGGCAGCUCCUACCUGGAGAUGAAUGCAGAUUGCGAUUUGAUGGACCCUACUGUGUUGAGGAUGGCUGGCUUCUGGAUCCCAGCUUAAUUCAAGGGGAUCCUUUGAGCUCUGUAACAGACAAUGACAGCUUGUUUCUAUCAGAGAAAGUCAAGGCAUGUCAGCCAGCACUGCGAGCUCUGAAACACUCUGAUAAGAUAACCCGUGUGCGGACCGUACUGAAUGAGCAGCAGUUGCUCACAUUAAGGACCUGUUAUGCUGCAAACCCCCGACCGGAUGCACUCAUGAAGCAGCAGCUCAUGGAGAUGACAGGACUCAGCUCAAGGGUCAUCAGGGUCUGGUUUCAGAAUAAACGAUGCAAGGACAAAAAGAAGAGCAUAAUGCAGAAACACACAGACCAGUGCAACAGGAACAAAGCAGAUAUUCAGGGGUCAAUUGGGACUCUGAUGAAAGCUACAAGUCCACUAGCGCAGAAAGUUGAUUUCCAAUGCAGUCCUGUUGAGGUACAGGGAUACCGGCCACCUUGGGAAGACCUUAGCGACUUUACACUACAGGUUUGCACCAAAUAUCCAGGAAGUGUCCACAACUCAUAUUUCUUGAGUAGAUCGCUGAUCCUGGAGAUCUUAGAGGAACAAUGCAGGACCCAAGGCUGGCUCCUCAGGGACAAAGGGCACCGGCAAAGGACAUGGUUGAUGAUGUCCAUGCAGUGGCCUCAGACUCCUACAGAGAAAAGGUACAACGAGGCUCAUACCGCUACGUGGGCAUUGGUCGAGCACACCAUCUUCAGGGAUGCUGAAGAUGCGAUUGCAAUGCCUGGACAGAUCUGGCAGGCACUCCAGUGCACUCCCCAGAGGGUGUCACGGAUCAUAAUGCUGCACUACACAACCUGA